This is a messenger RNA of Camarhynchus parvulus, 4581 nucleotides long. It is a transcript of the gene KANK3, whose product is annotated as KN motif and ankyrin repeat domains 3. Gene Ontology annotation, cellular component: cytoskeleton; cytoplasm. Gene Ontology annotation, biological process: negative regulation of actin filament polymerization. Bases 171 to 3125 code for a protein of 984 amino acids. Gene Ontology annotation, molecular function: protein binding. The transcript has 10 exons. The record is from RefSeq and is a predicted model, not a curated record. Lineage: Eukaryota; Metazoa; Chordata; Aves; Passeriformes; Thraupidae.
CCGCUCCGCUCCGCUCCCGCCCGCCCUCGGCCCGGGGCUGCGGCGGGCAGCGCUGCCCGGCGCCGCGGAGCAGCCCGAGAGUCCCGGGCCCGGGGCUGUGUCCAGGCUGCAGCCCAGGAGCCCGGCGGCACGGUUGAUGGUCUUCUGGUCAGCAGCAAUCUGGGAAGAAGAUGGCUCAGCCAGCACCCCUGAACCAGAACCUCCCAGAUCUUGGGGGCCCGUUCUUGUAUCGGGACCAGGAUGAUGGAGAGAAGAGCUCGUAUUCUGUGGAAACCCCUUAUGGCUUCCUGCUGGACCUUGAUUUCCUGAAAUAUGUUGAUGAUAUUGAAAGUGGACAAACACUCAAGAAAGUGCCACUGCCUCGCAGGGUGAAAGGGUCCCGUGCACCGCCCAGCACGCUGCGCAGCCCCAGCAGCCACACCAGCGCCUGGACCUCCACCGAGUCCCUCACCUCCACGGCCAGCGAGGAGGGCAGGACUGCACUGCUGCUGUCCCCGCACGGCCGAGCACCCCUGGAGCCUGCGAACAAGACAACCUCCCACCCCAUCUCACCGCCGCCAGUGCGGCUGCUCCCACCUCCCACCCGCAAGUGCCUCGUGCCAAACCCACGGGUGGAGAAAACCUUGCUGGAGACAAGCAGGAGGCUGGAGCAGGAGCAGGGCCGUUUGCAGGAUAUUGGUGGUCCCUCCCACGUUGGCCUGCCGGGUGCCCUGGGCCAGCCACCCCACUGGGUGCCAGUGGGCGCCGAGGGCCAGGCAGGCUGGGGCCGGGUGAGCCCUGGCAGCUCAGGGCGCAGCACUCCCGCUGCAGGGCUCGGCACGGCCCCACUGCAGCACGUGCGGGAGCAGAUGGCUGCAGCCCUGCGGCAGCUCCGGGACCUGGAGGAGCAGGUGAAAACCAUCCCACUCCUGGAGAUGCAGAUCUGCGAGUUGAAGAGGGAGAAGGCAAAGUUGCUGGAGAAGCUGUCGGCAGAGCCUGGCGAGGCAUUGUAUCACCCCUGUGGCGCUGAGGCAGGGGCAGGGGGUGAGGAGGGGCCCCGUACAGGGCCAGAGAGUGAAGCAGAGCCAGUGAAGGGGCGAAUGAGCAAAAUUGCAGAGCUGAGGAAGCUGACAGAGAAGCUGGCUGUGCCGGAGCGGAACAUCAGGGCUUGGCCAGGCAAGAGCCCCAGGGUGGCUGAGAGGCCGUGCCGCUCUGUGGCAGUGGGUGAGGAUCGAGCCAUGACAGAUGCCGUCUUCUACUACCGGUCGCAGCAGGAGAGUGGGGACGCGCCAGACAGCGGCACACGGGGACGCAGGGAUGUGGCUGUCUGGGUGAUAGAGUCCUCGCUGGGGCUGGCCACUGAGGCAGAGCGGGAGCUGGAGCUGCUGCAGCAGACGGUAGGGCACCAGAAGGAGGUAAUCAGCCUGAUGGAGGGGCACCUGCAGGAGGCCACGCGGGAGCUGGAGGAGCUGCGGCUGGAGGUGUGCGCCCGCCGGCCCCGCGGGCAGGUGGACAAGGAGGUGAUGGCCGUGCCGCAGGUGGCCGAGGCACUGGUGGAGGCUGUGGUAGUGACACAGAGCCGGGCAGCUGGCGACCCCCCAAAGACAGCGGAGGCAGGUGUGGAGUGCUGCCCCCCAACCUCCUGUGUCGCUGUGGGCUGCUGCCCUGACAGGCGGGACGUGGCAGUCGGACCCGGUUCAGCUGCCAGCUGCGAUGACAAGGGCAGCCAGACAGAUGUGGGCAGCGUUGUCCUGGCAGGAGAGGAGAAGGAGCCCAGUGCAGGUGAGGUGAUGGAGCCUGGCCUGGGUGAUGGCCUGAGCAGCCCCUCAGUGCCGGGUGCAGGAGCAAUGGCCGGGAUGUGCCCUGACAGCCAAGGCCCUGGGCCAGCUGUGCUGGAGACAACAGACAGCAACUGGGACCCAGCCCCAGCACAGGACAGUGGAGCUGCCCCAAGCCCUGCAGCCGGAGCCCUGAAGUCCAUCAUGAAGAAGCGGAAUGGUCCUCCCCGGAGCGAGGCAGAGGGCAGCAAGAAGAGCCUGCAGUUUGUGGGCGUGCUGAACGGGGAGUAUGAGAGCACAUCCAGUGAGGAGGAUGAAGAAGGCAACAGCUCCUCUGAGAAGGCUUCAGCCGACAGCUCCAACAGUUCAGAGCAGGGAGACACCGAAACCUCAGAGGAGGAGGCCGGGGAAGGCAUGUGCAAGCCCAGACUGGAGUGCAAGGGGACUGAUGUGACCCUGCUGGAGCCCCCUGAGGUGAAGGAAAAGUUCGAGCUGAGCCCCAGGAUGAGGGAGGCCUGCCUCAUUGUCAAGACCCACCUGGGCCACCCAGGUGCUGCCAAGAGCAAAGAGGUGCUCGCCAGCAGCAGCCUGGUCCUUCAGGAGUGGUUCCGUCUGUCCAGCCAAAAGUCGUCCAUCCCUGACACGGUUGCCAACCACCUCCUGGCCUUUGCUGAGGUCUCACCAGCUCUCCUGGCCCACGUGGUGAACCUGGCAGACGGGAAUGGCAACACAGCCCUGCACUACAGUGUCUCCCACUCCAACUUCCACAUUGUGUGGCUGCUGCUGGAUACGGGGAUCUGUAACGUGGACCACCAGAACAAAGCUGGGUACACCGCCCUGAUGCUGGCAGCACUGGCAGCUGUCGAGCAGGAGGAGGACAUGAAUGUGGUCAGGAGGCUUUUCAGCAUGGGCAACGUCAACGCCAAGGCCAGCCAGGCUGGCCAGACGGCGCUGAUGUUGGCUGUCAGCCACGGCCGGCAGGAGAUGGUGGAAGCCCUGCUGGCCUGCGGGGCCGAUGUGAACCUGCAGGACGAGGAGGGCUCCACGGCGCUGAUGUGUGCCUGCGAGCACGGCCGCCUGGAGACCGUGAAGCUGCUGCUGGCUCAGCCCACCUGCAACAUCUCCAUUGUGGACAGUGACGGUAACAAUGCUGUUGCCAUCGCGCUGGAGGCCGGUCACAGUGACAUCGCUGCGCUCCUCCACGCCCACCUCAACAGCACGAAGGUGCAGGGACCCGUGAGUACCACGCCGCUCCCCACGGGAGGGGAGAGGGCUGAGACACAGACAGGUGUCUCCAGGAAGAGGCUGCAGGAGCAAGAGCAGAGCGUUUCAGGUGCCACGUGCUCAGAACGGCCCUGCUGGCCCUGACCAGGAGUCACCGCAGGGGUCUCAGGCAACUCCUCUCUUUGCAGCAGGGGACGUCACCAACAGCCACAAAGAGCCCUGGGAGUCCGAAGAAACCAAAUUAGAGUGACCUUGGGAUCCAGCCAGGGGCUACCAUCAGCACUGGGCUGUGAUUCACAUCCCCCCACCUGCCACUUCUCUGUGCCAAACUGCUCUCUGCAGCUUUAGUCCUGUCACAAGGACCAUCCCUGGGCCUCCCUCACCCGUCUCCUCCACUGGAUGCAGCCCACACGGGGCCACCUCGCCACCAAGGGACCGGAGCAAAGUGACCUCGGGGCAGGACAUGCAGGGAGCAGAAGCCACCCCAUCCCCUCUGCUCCCUGCCACGACCACUGGAGCUGUGCCACCUCUGAGCCCUCAGCAAGGAGGAACAGCAGAGAACCAACCCAGCAGAAACAGCACCUGGUUUGUCCUCUGGCAGCUCUGAGAAGGCAGCAGUGCCAGUGACAUGGAGCCAGGAGGGCAAGUGACGGGUCCUGGCCCCAGCAGGGACUGUGCUCUGCAGGCACAUCCUGUACAGCAAUGGGAGAGGGAAUGCUGCCUUGGACAGGGGCUGGGAGUAUUUCCAGACUCAAAUACUUGCCCUUCUUUUCUGGCAUUUCCUUUCCUGGCUGAAAUCUGAUUUUUUUUUCCUCUUUUCAAGCACAUGCAUACAAAGCAAAAAAAUUAUAUUGCUUGGCCAAGGGAUGAAGUUCAACAUGAAAUGACUUGGGAUUUAAUUUGCUCAAUGGGAGCAAAACCUCUGAGCAGUUAGGGUUGCAGCCAAGUGAAAAAAGGGGCUGAGGAUGCAUUUGGGGACUAAAUCUGCCUAUCUUAUAACCCACAAGGGGAGCAGGUCCUUCUCCCAAGGAAGAGGGACCAAUUACCUCCUAAACAUUUCCCUAAUUAGCCAGUCCCACAGACUGUGCAGACAGCCAGAGCCUACAGCAAAGUCCCUCUCUGCCCACUUUUCAUCCCAAAAGGGAGAGCAGCUGAAGACAACACCAGGAAAAACACAUGGGCCAGAAGAGCUCAGAGCACACACGUGGAGGCUGCAAAGGAGAACAUGUAUGUCAGAGAAUGUGCCUGUGCAAGUGUGUGAGCACCAUGUGGGGUGGGAACAGUGUAAGGACAAGGACCAGAAGAAGGGUUUUGCAUGGCAAUGCAGCUCUGCUCUGAGCCCUUCACAAAGGUAGAGUGUUGUGGCCCCCAUCCCUGCUCCUUGGCCCAGCCUCCCCACUUCUGCCCUGCCAGACCUGCUCUGAGCUGGGGAGCCCCACAGCCCUCCCCAGAAACUUGCUCUCAGCUUUGCACUGGAGUUCAUAUACAGCGCUUGCUGCCACUCCCUAAUACACUACUCUGUUUACUGGUAUUUUAAUACUGAUGUUUAUUUUUAAGAUAUAAAUAAAAUUUAAAGUUAUUUUGAAAUAUUACAGUGACA